AUGGAUGCUUUCGUGGGGAAAGUGACCCUUGAGGAGUUCAAGAUCUUCCACGGCCUAGACCGCGAGCUGUACACCAUCCUCAUCCGGGACCUCUCCCGUAACCCUUCUGAGUCCCUCCAAGUCAUGGGCUUCUGGCACUGGCUCGAGCGUGGCGGCUUCCGGAACCUCGUCAGCCGCAUCCUCUCUCUCGACACCCACCUCAUCAACCGAGCAUGUGACGAGGCUGUCAUCUGCCUCCAAGUCAUCAUGGCCACCCACCACCUCCCACCCACCCCACCACCCGAUAACUCACCCAUCCCACUCACUUGCUGCCUCCUCAAAAUCGAGGCUCCUUUUCUGCAGUUCCUUUCCGAGAACCGCCUGGUCGUUUUCCACGGCGUGCAGAAUCUCGUCAGCGAUAUCUGCAUUCCGGCGCUUUCAGACAUCAUGGAGCUGGCCCGUCAAGGCAGCAUCACCCCGGUUCCCAGCCCGACCCGUGCGGGCCUCAUCCCUUUGAAUACUCCUUCACCGGGCCCACGUACUGUACUUGGCCCAAUCGGCCCACCAAGCCCGGUCCGCGCACUCACUCUUGAGGAUCUGGCUGCUCGUGGGUUAUCGGGCCUGAAGGUUGCUGAUGGGGACUCUGGUGGGCCCCCGGCUGGCGAGGCGGGCCUCCCAAAAUUCUCGAGGACCAUGUUCGUCACUUUCUCUAAAGGCUACCCAGUCACCGAGGCUGAGGUGAGGGACUUUUUCGUGAGGCUGUUUGGGAACUGCAUAGAGUCGCUUUACAUGCAGGAGGUGGAGCCCGAGGAGCAGGCACUUUACGCGCGCAUCGUGUUCAUGCACCCUUCGUACAUUCACUUUAUUCUCAACGGCGAGCCAAAGGCUAAGUUCUCGAUCAACGGGAAGCACGUUUGGAUGAGGCAGUUUGUGCCGAGGAACGGGAAUGUGGGGCCCUCUGCAUGCCUCAACCACCAAUUUUUUUAG
Striga hermonthica is the source of this 966-nucleotide messenger RNA. Lineage: Eukaryota; Viridiplantae; Streptophyta; Magnoliopsida; Lamiales; Orobanchaceae. The record is from the annotation of a GenBank genome assembly.